CUUAAAGCGAAGUUCACGGUUCAAUAGUUACAAACUUAGUUAAAUAUUCUAAAUCCAAGUUUAUUGUUCGAAUAUUUAAAAUGUUUUCAAAAACCAUGAUUUUGUUUUUUUGCGUGGCAUUGUAUUUUUCGAAAUGUCAAGGUGCUCGUCCUAAUCAAAAUCAACUUGAAGCAAUAACAAGAAUAGUCAAUGCGCAUGGCGAGCCGGAUGGCCUGAGUUACGAUGGGCUAUUAGAAGUAGUUUCCCAAGUAAAAACGGAAACAGACGCAAAUGAAAAUUACUUCAAUCGUGAUGCUGUAGAAGCGAGAUUUGAAAACACCUAUUUUACGAAAGAAGAAGUUGUAUUUUACACCCGAAUGAUUCUAGGUGACAAUGAAUCGGCGGGGUAUGUAAGAGCUUUAUACGAUGCCAAUCCAUAUGGGAAUGAAGUAAAGUUUCUUCAACUAGGUCUUCUCGUUCAAUCAGCAGCACAAAAUAGGCAUAGGGAUGUAUCCCCUAAUACAAUUGACAUAUUGAAAGCGGAAUUGUUAAGACUCAUGUUUGUUUUUUGGACAAAAGAUUAUAUGAUUCGCCAGAUUAGUGAACAUUUAUCUUUUUAAUUAUAUUAUUAACUAUAAUUAAAUUAAUGCAUGUGUGUACUAUGUAGUAUGUCACAUACAAAAAUGUAGUCUUGAUUGAUUAAUAAACCA
Molecule: messenger RNA, 689 nt
Organism: Adelges cooleyi (spruce gall adelgid)
Lineage: Eukaryota; Metazoa; Arthropoda; Insecta; Hemiptera; Adelgidae
Exons: 5
Coding region: 81-599 (172 amino acids)
Source: RefSeq, a predicted model, not a curated record